AUGGAAUCAAAUUGUGCCAUAUGUUUGGAACAAUUAAAAUAUCCGCUUGGAAGACUUAAUAAUUGUAAACACAAAUUCUGUUUUAAAUGUAUUCGCGAUUGGUUAAAAAAGCGAUCACAAUGCCCACUUUGUGGUGGAGAGCCAAAAUAUCUAAUUAAAAUUGAAGAAACAAAAAAUGAAAGAAAAGUGCCAGUAAAAAAAAGAACAAAGGAACAAUUUGAAAAUGAGCUUCUUGCCCAAGAACAACUGGAAAAUGAUCAAGGCGGCCCUUCAAAUGAAGAUAUUACCAUUGAAUAUGCAAACUGCCGAUCAUGCAGAAGUUCAGAUAAUGAACAUUUACUGCUACUCUGCGACGGAAACAUUGGUCAAAAUGCUGAUGGUUCUACGAUUCGCUGUAAUGUCGCCUAUCAUUGCUAUUGCUUACCGGAGAAACUGGAGCGAAUCCCGGAAAAUGACUGGUUUUGUCCAUUCUGCGAAAACAAACCAGAAAAUGCACAGCAUUUUGUAGAACAAACAAAUUUAAAUGUUUCACGUUCAGAAGAAGCUGGUAGUAGUAGUUCAAGACAAUUAAAGAAUGAGACUGAUGUAUCGAAAUGUCAUCUAAGCGGAUGUUUGGAGCAAGGUAAUAUGAAAAUAGAAACUGGAUGCAGCAAAAUUAGAAAUUCCGAAUCAACGCUUAUUCAAGAUGCUUAUGGUGAUUCGGAUACGGAAAGUGAAUCAAGAGACUAUAGUAAUGAAAAGAGUGAAUUAUAUUCAACAAGUGAUGCAACUAGUGAUGAUUACGAUGAUAGCAACGAAAUAACAGUCGAAAAUACUGGCGGGACAAAUUUUGAUGUAUUGGACGACGACGACGACGACGAUGACGAUGACAGUGAUGAUGGUGAGAAUGAUGAUGAUGAUGAUUGUAACGAAUCGGAUGAAACAGAUUCUGAGCAAAAAUUCCACCAAGCGAUAUUUUGCGAUAAUUGCGGACGAAGAAGAGGAAUGAAGCGUAAUCAAGGAAUUACAUAUCGCCGAUAA
Molecule: messenger RNA, 1020 nt
Organism: Brugia malayi
Lineage: Eukaryota; Metazoa; Nematoda; Chromadorea; Rhabditida; Onchocercidae
Exons: 3
Coding region: 1-1020 (339 amino acids)
Molecular function (GO): metal ion binding
Source: RefSeq, a predicted model, not a curated record